CAGAUUUUUUUCCCCUUCAUCAUCCAACUGUAAAGCAACCUCGCGUUGGAUACAGAGGGCAAUCAAUUCUCAUUUACAAGAAAAAUACAAAAAAAAAAAAAACCACAUUGUUUGACGAUAAGAAUGAUUAAAGAAAAACAACCCCAUUUCCUGAUUUCCGUUUCCAAUUCUUUUUCUUCACCAAAUCUACGGACCAAAUCAAGAAAACUUGAGAUACCCAGAAACUGAAACAAGAAGAAAAAAGAAAACCAUGCCUUCUAGGCCUUUACCUCCAGGUCCAAACUUGCCAAGACCAAGUUUCCUCAACAAGACAAGAGUUAUCUUCUUGGUCUUAACCAUCUCAUCUUCAGCUGUUAUUCUCUUCACUAUAAUUUACUUCCUUUAUCAUCUUUGGAACUCUCUUUCGAACCGAGCUAGAACCAUCCCUUUUGACUCCAGUGCUCCUCUUAAGCUCCAAAGGUUUUGUUACAAAGAGUUGAAGAAUGCAACCAAUGAUUUCGAUGAUGCAAAUAUCAUAGGAAAAGGUGGCUCAGGUACCGUCUUUCGUGGCAUUGUGAGAGAUGGUAAAUUGUUUGCAGUCAAAAGGCUUGAUACGCUUUCUUUGCAAGCCGAGAGAGAAUUUCAAAACGAGUUGCAGAUUCUUGGUGAGUUAAGAUCACCCUUUUUGGUUACCCUCUUGGGGUACUGUGUCGAGAAAAACAAGCGUUUGCUUGUUUACGAGUAUAUGCCCAAUAAAAGCUUGCAAGAGUCACUUUUCGGAGAUGGUCAUCUGAGCAUGAAUUGGCAAAGAAGGUUUGAUGUCAUCCUGGAUGUGGCUAAAGCGCUCGAGUUUCUUCACUUCGGUUGUGAUCCACCCGUGAUUCAUGGAGAUAUCAAGCCUAGCAAUGUGUUGCUGGAUUGUGAUUAUAAAGCAAAGAUUUCGGAUUUUGGACUGUCGAGAAUAAAGGUGGAGGGUGAAUUUGGUUUGGAUUUGUUCAGUCAAGAUUUGGGGAGGAGCCAAGAGUUGUCUGGGACUUUGGGAGGAACUACUGGUGAACAUACUCCUGCUAUUGGAACUCCAGUGGAGAGUAACAACACUGAGGUAGACUUCGCACUUGCCUUACAAGCUUCUUCUUCUUCAAAAAACAGUAAGAAAUGUUAUAAUGUUAGGGCUCUGAGUUUAAAUUCUUUGAAUUAUAAUGCUAACUUAGCCAGUGAGAGUGAUUGUAAGGGUGGGGUUAAUGGGAAAGGGAAGGAGGUUACUUGUGUGGAUGAUUGGAACACCAAGUUUGUGCCUUAUGAUGAUGAGUUCUGUAAUAUUGAUCAUAGUAAGGAAUUGAAUUCUAGUGCAAAUUUGGGCGCUGACGAGGUAGCGGUGGCGAUGCCGACGAGUGUGAAGCAAUGGGGAAAGGAUUGGUGGUGGAGGCAGGAUGGUAGUGGUGAAUUGUGCAGUAAAGAUUAUGUAAUGGAAUGGAUUGGGAGCCAAAUAUGUCCAUCAAAUCCUGAUUGGGGUGAUGACAAAAAGCCAAGUCCCGAGAAAAUUGAGCUGGACAAUUCAACUCAGUUGGAUAAGCCUGAAGAUGUUAAUGAACCCCAGGUGCAAGGACUAGGCUUUGAUGCUUUGGAUAAGGGUUUCGAGAAGGAAGAACCGAAACAGAAAGGCAGGAAAAACCGAAAAAAGACCAACAGGAAGAUGCAAGAAUGGUGGAAAGAUGAUCAUUUGGGUGAGGUAAGCAAAAAGGAUAGUAAGCUGAAGCAGCUCAAGACGAAGUGGAAGAAAGGGUUUAAAAUGCCACAUUUUGAUCUAGGGAGACGGUUUUAUUUUUGCAGGAGCAAGAAGUUCGGGGAACCGAAUCAAGAUGACUGUGAUGCGAAUGGAGAAUUCAGUUUUAGAAGGGGAUGGAGGAGAAAGAACAACAAUUCGAUCGGAAGUGACAUGUGGAGCGGGGAUCUUUUCAGUCGGGAGCUAAGCAGCACGACGAGCAUGAGAGGGACUUUGUGUUAUGUUGCGCCUGAGUACGGUGGAUGUGGCUACUUGAUGGAGAAAGCCGAUAUUUACAGUUUAGGAGUUUUGAUCCUUGUGAUUGUGUCUGGUAGGAGACCAUUGCAUGUGCUUGCUUCGCCUAUGAGGCUCGAAAAGGCAAACUUAAUAAGCUGGUGUAGGCAAUUAGCACAAUCCGGAAACAUAUUGGAACUGGUAGAUGAGAGAUUGAAAGACGAGUACAACAAGGAACAAGCUAGCUUGUGCAUAAAUUUAGCACUUAGUUGCCUGCAGAAAAUGCCCGAGUUGCGGCCGGAUAUCGUGGAGAUUGUAAAGAUCUUGAAAGGGGACAUGGAUCUCCCACCAGUUCCCAUCGAGUUUUCUCCGUCUCCACCUUCUAAAUUGUACAACAGAUCAAGGAGAAAACAGAAGGCCAAUGCAGAUUAGUUUCUUUUUGCUAAUCCUUUUUCAGUUUUGUUUCUGCUUAGUUUUUGGUGACUAUUGAUGAGUGUAAUAGAGGAUUAGAUGAUAUUGAUUGCAAGCUUUUACUUCAAAAAGCAUAUCGGGGGAGCUGAAGGUGCGUGUGUCAUGAUGAUUAUGUUGUAUGUAUAUUAUAUAAAUUACUUGUAACUUUUUUUCCCAUACUAACUUGAGGCAUAUAUUGAUGCCUAAAGUGAAGAUCCUUUUCUACCAAA
Messenger RNA from Gossypium arboreum, 2655 nucleotides. RefSeq names its product putative receptor-like protein kinase At1g80870. The record is from RefSeq and is a predicted model, not a curated record. The coding region runs from base 251 to 2407 and encodes 718 amino acids. The transcript has a single exon. Gene Ontology annotation, molecular function: protein kinase activity; ATP binding. NCBI's taxonomy places the organism in Eukaryota, Viridiplantae, Streptophyta, Magnoliopsida, Malvales, Malvaceae. Gene Ontology annotation, biological process: protein phosphorylation.